Molecule: messenger RNA, 3362 nt
Organism: Oryctolagus cuniculus (rabbit)
Lineage: Eukaryota; Metazoa; Chordata; Mammalia; Lagomorpha; Leporidae
Gene: FYB2
Product: FYN binding protein 2
Biological process (GO): T cell receptor signaling pathway; protein localization to plasma membrane; integrin-mediated signaling pathway
Cellular component (GO): plasma membrane
Molecular function (GO): protein binding
Source: RefSeq, a predicted model, not a curated record
GCCUCGGGCUGGCAGGACAGGAAAUCCCUGGAGGGGCGUGACUGUAGAUCAGCCAUGGAUCCCUGGGCAGAGCUGCUUGCUGGGCACGCUGGGCUCUGUGGAUCUGGGGGACAGAGGCCUCCCUCGGGACUCCCUGCAGGUGCUUGGUGCUGGCCAGGCUUGAAGGAUGGAGGCCAGCUGGGGCCCAGCCCCGGGAGAGGGUGGAGCCAUAGUGCAGGUGGGGCAGGUGGAGCCUCUGGGCUCAGGUGUAUCCAGGGCUGCGGGAAGUGAAGGCUCCCUAGCCGGCAGAGGCGGAGGAGCCGCGCAGACUGCUGGCCCCAGAAUCCGGCUCUGGGAAGCCGGGUUUGUCUCCCAGAUUCUGCCUCACAGAAAAGCAAUGGAAGAGGAAAGGGUAAGAAACUUCAAAGAACUUCAGGCCAAAUUCCAGAAGCUUGAUGCCAUAUCUCUUCUAGGACCUACUAAAUUCCCAGCAGGUGUUUCUCAGAAGAAUGAAAAAAGUGCACAGUCAACCCAUAUCUUGACCAAUGGGAAACCUUUCUCAUCCAACCACAAGCAGCCCUCACCAUCUUGUUCUGGUGGGGAGUCCUGGACUCUUAAACCCCAGCAAAUGAAGUUACCCCAGAGGGGUGAAGUUCCGAAGGGUUGGAAUCCCCCAGGACCUCUGGGAAAGUCUGCAGUGUGUUCAGCAGAAAAUUCUCGGAAGGUUCCUCUGCUAGUAGAUGUGGACCAAUUCAGUUCUGAGGUGACUGAUGAGAAGGAAGCAAUGGGGGCCAAUAGCUUCAGAGACAAGCUUUGGAACUGGGAAAAGGUUUCAUCUCAGAAAAGUGAGAUGUCAUCAUCUUUUCUUCUUGUCAGUUGUGGAAAUAAGGCCUUCCAUCUGGAAGGGCAAAAAGAUACGGAACUUAGUCCAGAGGAACCCAGGAGAAAGGUGAAAACAGAUGGAUCCAAGACCCUUCCCUCCCGGAGGCAUUUGAGAGCCCAAAGAAAAUCACUUACUGCCUCUGAAGAUGCCUCUUUUCUACUUCAACCUGGGAGGAAGAGCCAGGAAGAGCCCUGGGUUGAAAGUCCCUGCCAGCCUGUCUUUGAGUGUGAGCUUGCUGGCCAGGCCCCAGAAAAACAGCCAAACACCAGGCAUCGCCAUCUUCCCAAAACUAAGCCACUGCCUUCUGUGGAGUCCCUGGGUCCUCCUCCCCCGAAGCCUCCCAAGCCCCCUGCGGUGAACCUCCAGGUUUUCCGGAGACAGGCAGCUGCUGUUUCUGAGAUCCGAAGUGAAGUGACUGUGAAAGAGGACUCCCUGCCUCUAGAGAGUGCUGAAUUUGAAGAACCACAUAAUUAUGAGGCGACAAUUUCAUAUCUGAGACACUCUGGCAACUCCAUUAACCUGUGCACUGCAGAAGAAAUUGCUGAUGCAACUUACGAAGUCAGACUUGAAGAACUCCAACAGCCUUGGAAGAAUGUGCCACAUGAGGAACACAGCUCUGAAUAUGACGACAAAGACGUGAAGGGAAAAGAGCCACACGAAUUGGAAGCUCAAAAAAAUGAAAAAGAUCAGCCUUUCAGGCAUCCUUUCAAGGUAGAUGCCUUUGAAGAAACACCUGGAAAAAUGAUGAUUGGAAUCCAUGGAGACAGAAGCAGCAUGCUGGCUGGGCAGCAGGAAGCUGUGACUGAUGUCAACCAGAUGAAAGCCUGCUCUGGGGGCCCAAAGCUACCUGGUUACUCCCUAGGCUAUGGUGGCUACGUGGAGGCUGUGGAGGGGGCUAAGGAAAUCCCAGAGCCAGGGGCCUUUCCGCCAAGUCCCAUUUUGGAGGACAUGUAUGAUGAUGUCGAGUGUCCCAGAAGAGAACGACCAAAGUCGGACUUCUCUAACUCCUUCAGUUCAGAGAGUGAAGAAAAUCAUGAAGAAAUGUAUGAAGAUAUCUACAAAACAAAGAAUAGCUACUCAAUGAUGGAUUUAGAUGGAAAAGAAGCACUUAAAAGACUGCAGCGGUUCUUCCAGAAAGAAAAGGAAAGGUUUAAGAUGAAGAAAGCCAAGCCAAAGGAAAACAUAAGUGCAAUUUCCAUUUCGCUGCCUGAUUUAGAACUUAGACCUCAGGAAGUUAUUAUCUAUGAUGACGUGGACGUGAAUGCAAAAGAGACAAAAUCCAAGAAUGCUACAGUUCAGUUGGCUCAGUCUGUGUCAAGAGAUGAAGAUAAACUGAAAACCUGGAAGCCCAAGUUUUUGAUAUCAAAGGAAAAAAAAGAGAAAAAAAGUGCUGAAGCAUCAGAAAGUUUUUCUCCCAGAAAUUUCUUCAGAAUCAAGAAGCAAAACUUAGAAAAGAACAGAAUAGAAAGAGAAGAAAAGCUUUUUAGGGAAAAAUUUGAGUACGACAAAGAGAUUGUUGUCAUCAACAAAGCAAUAGUGUGCUCCAAUAAUACAAGAAAUGGAAUAUUUGAUUUGCCAAUAACCCGUGGGGAAGAACUGGAAGUCAUUGAUAUUGCUGAACAAAAUCUAGUGAUAUGUCGCAAUUCUAAAGGCAAAUAUGGAUAUGUGCUCAUUGAACAUCUAGAUUUCAAGAAUCAAGGUUGGUCACCUUAGGAAAGUCAAGAUGCAAUGCCAGGGGCUGUACUAGCCCCAAAUCUCAGUCCUGCCUCAUAUCAGUUCCAGUUUACACAUGAAAAUGAGAUGCACUUGUGGCAACUUUGGUUCAGAAUGUGGAAGAGAAAGACAAAGGCAAACUCUCCAUAUUUUGAUGCAGGUUUCACUCCUGAAGGGUUAUCUUUCAGUGUCUUUUUCAGUACAUAUUUCACUCCAGUUCAGGAGAAUGUGAAACUGUAUGUGUUAGCACUGUAGCACUUGCUUAAUGAGCCACAUCCAAAGUUAGAAACCAUGCCUUCUGGCACCUCGGCAGUUGUGCAGAUGGUUAGUUCGCUUCUAAUAUUAGUACACAAGUGUUUUGAAUUUCUAGAUGUUAUGCAUUUAAAUAUGGCAUAAUUAAAUUCUGAACAAUCAAUAAUAUAGCCAAGGUCUUUCAAAUACUCAAAUUGAAGAUGUAAUCUUAAAAUAUUUAUGGCAGCCUUUUUAAAAGUCAAGAUAUAAGUGUCUUCUUUCUUCAUCAAAAAAUAAAAUCCUAUGACUGCUACUCAACAUUAGUUUCCUUUGGGAAUAGUUGGCUGAGAAGAAAUUUAUUCCUAAUUUCACACAACAUCAUUUUAAGAAGUGCCUAAGUAUAUUUAACAAUCUAAAUAAUACAUGUAUGUGCUGUGUCACUUUAAAACAUCCUAUUCCCCAAAAUAAGGAAAAUUGUUGUUAUUUUGUCUAUGCCUGAAUAUUUAUUCAAAUAUAAUUCAAAUGUAUUUUCAUUUAUGUGAAAAUAAAAAUUAAA